UGGCUCCAUGUCCGGAAACAGUCUGGGCAGAGAUUGUAACGGUCUGAAACUCUUCUCAGAGCUCUCUGGUGUCGCUUUUUGACCUCCAAGAUGAAGACACUUGUGUUUUUGCUUGCAGUCGCUUUCUGCUUUGCAGUUGGUCAAACUCUGAAGUGCUACCAAUGUCAAAUUGGCUUUUGGAACCUGUGCUUUACCAAAGAAGUCACAUGCCAAGAUGGAGAAAAAUGUUUCAGCGGUGACGGGAAAGCAGCUGGUUUUGUCAGUGUCAAAAUGAAGGGCUGUCUUGUAGUGGCUAACUGCAACAAGACUACGGAUGAGUCGAUCUCCAUCAGCAAUUCCAGCGCCACCCUGUACAAGAUGACGAAGACGUGCUGCAACACAGACCUGUGCAACGGUGCCCCAGGCCUGCCCGGGGCCUCUGGGCUGAGCCUGGCCCUCGCCACCAUCUCCGCUCUGUUUGUGGCCAACAUUUUGGUUUAACACAAUGAAACAAAGUGCACAAAUGCAAAACGAACCUUUUUGUACAAACAGCACUACAACAUCUAAAUUACUUUAGCAUUUUUUUUUGUUUUUUGUUUUUUUCUGAUCUAGUUUGUGGGUUUGUUGUUUUUUUAAAGGGGGGGGGGGGGUGUUUUUUGUAAGCUGACCUCCCUUCUGUUUUGCAUUUUUGUACAUGCUUCAUCUGUUAUUUCAGUCACACAACUGCAUGACAAAUGUGGCCAAAAAAAAAAUGGUGUGCUAAAAUUCACAAACUUAGUCACAAGAUGGGUAUUUCUAGUUUACCAUUUGCUCAAGUUGACCCGAGAUGGAAAUGAUUAAAAUUGGUACUACUCUCACAUUUGUUGGUUCUGAACCAGCAUUGGUCAGAGGAUUAGCUUAGCAUGGCUUAACAUGGACUGGGAACUGCUAAAACUAUUUGCUCAAUCAGGUUCACUCGCAUAUUUAUGCACCAUUUUUCGGAUACUACUGCGCAUGCUCAGUAUUUGGUAGUCUAGAUUUAUUCAUACCUACUUUCAGUUCUUUGACAUCGAAUCGACUUUGUCAUUUGUGCAUAUUUUGUUGCCGUCACCAGCUAUGGCCUCCUUAUCCAACAAGAAAUUAUUGGAAAUUAUUCUUACGUUUGAUCUUUGUUUUUACUUUUGUCAACUGUUGGUCUUCUGCCAAUAUAUUCUACCGCAGCUACCAGAAAUGGCUAUGAAUGUAAUUGGGAAUGGGGUAUCUGACUUGGCGUAUGAGCAUUGGUUUCCACUAAAAGGUCCAUUGCAAGUGUAAAAAAACCAAACAUUUAAUGUAUAUUGCUUUAAAAACAAAUAUUUUAGAUGGCAACAUGUUAGCAGUUUGUGUCUCUUGAGCCCCUUUUCCAUUAGUAACAGUACAGCACAGUUCGACUCAACUCGGCACGGUUCCAAGGCUUUUCCACUAGCACUUAUUCAUGGAACAGGUCCCCUUUUCUCUGGGGUUCUAAUCGUGCCGUACUGGCCUUAAAAUGUGACGUCAGAACACUGUCGGUCACUGAUUGGUCAGGGGGUGGAGUCACCGGUUGUUUGAGAAACUUUCACAACAACCCGAACCGCCAUUUGCAAUAACUCGAGGAGGGUCUGGACCAAUUUUUAAGAUUUUAAAAACAAUAAUGACAACACCAUGGGUGAUGGAUGGAGCUACCCCGGUCCUCUCCACCAGAACCUUGGAGCCCCCUCAGGCCGCUCCAAGCACCGUCGGUCACCACGGAGGAUCCUCCGUGCUACCGACCCACAGGAGCCGUUACUGAAAGUAUAAUGGAAGCAAAACUCAUACCAUGCUGUGCCGAGUCAAACCGCUCUGUACCGGUUCUAAUGGUACUAACGGAAAAGAGGCUAUUGUUAGCUAGGCUAACGGUACUUUCAUGUUUUCCAAACAUUCCAGCUAUUCUUUGAAUCGACGGCCAUUAAUCUCCUGAAUUAUUGAGUAAAAUGAGCUUUUGUACACAUUUCAAUUUCUACUCAUUUCAAACUGAACUCUGUUGACCGAAUAUAAACCAAGAUACAUUACCCUGUUGAGUUGGUUUGCAUUUUUCAUGUGUAACCCCUCAAAGCUCGGACAGUUGAUGCUUUUAUUUUUGAUCUAAAAUAGAUGUUUGCCUAAAAGUUAUGGGAUGUAAGCUUACUUUGUUUUUGGACUAUGCAUGUAUGUAAAGCAUAUAUGGUGUUUAUGGAAAACGUGCACUGCUUCAGAUGUUCAGGUGUAAUUGAAAGACUGUUAUGAUAAAUCUUAAGAGUUUACCAUUUGAUAGAAAUGUCUAAGGCCCUCCUUAAGCUGUCUUUUUAAUAUUUUCUCAAAAAUGAAACUCUUUCAGGGAAUUGAUACUUUGAGAAAAUGUUCUUGGCAAUGUUCAAAAUAAACACGGGGGGAAGUAAACCUGUGA
Messenger RNA from Nematolebias whitei (Rio pearlfish), 2401 nucleotides. It is a transcript of the gene spaca4l, whose product is annotated as sperm acrosome associated 4 like. Lineage: Eukaryota; Metazoa; Chordata; Actinopteri; Cyprinodontiformes; Rivulidae. The coding region runs from base 91 to 480 and encodes 129 amino acids. Gene Ontology annotation, molecular function: transmembrane receptor protein serine/threonine kinase activity. The transcript has 3 exons. Gene Ontology annotation, cellular component: membrane. The record is from RefSeq and is a predicted model, not a curated record.